CAUAGAAGCAGCCAUCAUAAAUAUAGGACUUCUGGUACGAAUCAACUAAUCAAUAUAUCCAGAAUGUCCCGCUGCAAACCACCGAAACCGGUGUCCUUUCCCACACCGAUACGCUACGAAUGGAGCAAGGCGUACCUGGCCCGACCGAAGGAUAACCUCAUCGCCCAUCCGGACAGCUUGCUGAAGCAUCCGUUCCGGCCAUCGUUCGAGAAGCAUGGUGAUCCAACCAUGGACUGUCUGCUCGACUGGUCGUACGCGAGAAUUUGGCACUCGGAGGCGGAAGCGUUUCGCCUGAACCGGACGUUUACGGAAAAACCGGCACCGAAGAAGAAGUUUCCGAUCUACGCGAACCGUAAAGCGCCACUGGUGGAGGUGAGCAAGGAACGGUUCAACAUGAGACGGUUCCAGAAUGUGCCGGCCAAGGUGGAAACACGGCGUACCGCAGCAGCUCCAUUGCGUCCGUUGUGUACUUUUUGAAGGGUGAAAUUGGUCGUUGGGAUUUGUUUAUUCCACGAAACUAAAUUUCCCACACAAUUUCGUCUGGUUGUGCAAAAUCUAGUGUAUGUCACUGUAAAAUCUCGUGCGUGAAUAUCUCCCCCUUCCAACCGCGAACAGAGCAUUCUCUCGCACUGUUCCUCUCUCAAAGCAUGGCUCCCCAUUUUACGCUCACAACUUCUCUCCAGUUACCAGUAAACAUGUGCGUUCGAAUUGUUGCGAGCGAGUGACAAAGCAAGCGCUACUGCCAGCUGUCAAAUGUCCUUCGCCGGACAUAUCCUUCCAACGUGCGUGUUGUACAAAAAGAAACAGAAAGAGAUGGCAAAUGUUGGAGAGCAUGCGAAAUAAAAAGAAAAAAAAAAGGGUAAAAAGAAGGGAACACUUACAUCAAAAACACCUUUCUUCGCUGCGUGUCGGUGUCACAGGCUCGAGGAGUUUUGUGUUUUUGUGUGCAUAAUUUUCCACCAACCUCCCAACCAAUCAACGAUGACUGAACUGUAGGGAAAGCUGA
Anopheles gambiae (African malaria mosquito) is the source of this 1006-nucleotide messenger RNA. RefSeq lists its product as uncharacterized. The transcript is spliced from 2 exons. NCBI's taxonomy places the organism in Eukaryota, Metazoa, Arthropoda, Insecta, Diptera, Culicidae. The coding region runs from base 64 to 477 and encodes 137 amino acids. The record is from RefSeq and is a predicted model, not a curated record.